Homalodisca vitripennis (glassy-winged sharpshooter) is the source of this 578-nucleotide messenger RNA. RefSeq lists its product as uncharacterized. Lineage: Eukaryota; Metazoa; Arthropoda; Insecta; Hemiptera; Cicadellidae. The record is from RefSeq and is a predicted model, not a curated record. The transcript has 3 exons. The coding region runs from base 109 to 459 and encodes 116 amino acids.
CCUUAUCACUUCCUGCUGACCUCAGCACAAACCUGGGCGCGCUGGUAUAUAUGGCCGCCACCUGCAGCAUGUUAUCAGUUGUCGAUACCCCACUAGGUAGCGUCUAACAUGGCUGUCUCCAAGAGCUUGGUCCUUCUUCUGUCCGUGCUGGCUGUGGCCGCCGCCCAGAGCGCUCGCGUCAAGAAACAGGUUUACCUCGCCGGAGUGCACCCCUAUGGAGCUGCAGUUUUGGGGGAUGAUGGCUCCUACUGGCCCGGCAAGUACGGCCCUGAGAACAUCCAGGUUGGCCCCGUCGCCGCCCCCGUAGUCCCCGGAAUCGCCCCCUACGUUGCCGCCCCUUACGCCGCCCCCUACGCCGCCGCCCCCUACGUCGCUGCCCCCUACGUCCCCCUUGGUGGUGACGACGGAUCUUACUGGCCCGGCAAGUACGGCCCUGAGAACAUCCAGGUUGCCCACUAAAGCGGUACACGACUCUAACCAACAACCCCCCCCCCCGCAAUACCAAUUACAAAAAAAACUUCUGGUCAUCAGACGUAACAUUGUUUUAAAUGUUAUAAUAAACAUUUAUUUUACUUUUA